AUGGAAAAUAAACUUUUAAUUGAAUUAUGCUUUGACUUUAUUUUAAAAGAUUUAGAUAAAUUUCAAUCAUUCAAUUUAGGACAACAUUUACCAGUUGAUUUAAAGGAUAAAAUGUUUUCAUAUUAUACAUCCACUAUAUCGAAUGAACCAUCGAAUUCACCAUUUCCAAUCACAUCAUAUCCAGAGGAUAGAUAUAGGGAUGUUCAAUUAGUCAAUAGAAUCACCUGUCAACGUGUUAUACCACUUUGUUUUGCAAUGUGGAGUUCAUUAGAUUAUCGAUAUGAAAAAGUUAGAAAAUUGAUAGAAGAAGAGGCUUGCGAUGUCAAUGAAUCAGAUCUCGAAGGCUUUUGUCCUCUCCAUUACGCCGCCAUCUAUGGUAGAAUCGAUGCAUGCAAACUUUUAUUAAUUCAUGGUGCUGAUUGUUCUAGAAAGAAUAGUUUUGGUAAAACUCCUUCCGAUUUAGCUCAAGAUACAAAAGUUCAACAAAUGAUAAAAUUGAGAGCAAUACUAUUUAGAAAAGAAGAAGUUAAAGAGAUGGAACAAGAUUUACAAACAAAGAGAAAACAAAUUGCAGAAUAUCAAAGAAAACAAUUAAGAGAAGAUUUCUUAAAACAAUCGAAACUAAUUACAGGUGUAUUGGAGAAGAAAGGUUAUGAUAAAAAGAUUCAAUCACCUCUUUCUAGAUCACCAAAUAAACAACUGACUCAAGAAAUACAAACAAAUUUAACAAAUACUACCUCUACUACCACCACCACUACUACUAAUCCAACAACACCAUCAACAACUUCUUUAUCACAAAUACAACCAAUACAAACUACAACUACAACAACAACUACCACCACAACUUCCUCCUUUAAUAAUAAUAAUAAUAAUAAUAAUAAUAAUAAUAAUAAUAAUAAUAAUAAUAAUAAUAAUAAUAAUAAUAAUAAUAAUAAUAAUAAUAAUAAUAAUAAUAAUAAUAAUAAUAAUAAUAAUAAUAAUAAUAAUAAUAAUAAUAAUAAUAAUAAUAAUUUAACCUCAAUAACAACAACAACGUCCAAUAACAACAACAACCAACAUGUAGAUUUUAAUGAUGACACUUUAAAUAGUGCUGUAAAUAAUAACAAUAACAAUAAUAAUAAUAAUAAUGGUAAUGAUAAUGGAGAAGAUUAUUCGUUUCGAACUGUGAUAGCACAGAUUGAUUUACCACAAACUAAUACAUCGACCAUUUCAAGAGAAGGACCAACUCAUACGAUGGGUGCUUUGCCUAGAACAAGACAUACUAUGAUAUCACAAUCUCAAACUUAUAGUGUUGGAAAUUUAGAUUCAACAACAACAACAACACCAUCAUCUUCAUCAAAUGACCCAAAUAGUAUUGAUUCUUCAAUCGAUAGUGGUAAUAGUAAUGGUGGUAGCGGCGGUGUUUUACUUGUAAAUAAUAUCAUUGAUAGUAGUAGUAGUAGCAAUAGCGAAUCAAUUUUUAUAGGUCCUAGUAGUCAUUCAGUAUUUCAUAAAUAA
Molecule: messenger RNA, 1497 nt
Organism: Dictyostelium discoideum AX4
Lineage: Eukaryota; Evosea; Eumycetozoa; Dictyosteliales; Dictyosteliaceae
Exons: 2
Coding region: 1-1497 (498 amino acids)
Source: RefSeq, a predicted model, not a curated record